Misgurnus anguillicaudatus (oriental weatherfish) is the source of this 2643-nucleotide messenger RNA. The record is from RefSeq and is a predicted model, not a curated record. NCBI's taxonomy places the organism in Eukaryota, Metazoa, Chordata, Actinopteri, Cypriniformes, Cobitidae.
UUCAAUAGGGUGGUGAAAGGGUUAACAGAGGGGUUUCCCAUGCUGUCGAUCGUGAGCCUCACUGCUUUUUGUUCAGAGUACUCUGGUAGUCACAUGAACUAACGUUGCUGACAGCUGUUCAACGGAAUUUCUUUGCGACUUACUUUACACAAAAGAAGAGAGCAGUCAUGGGGAAAGGAUGCGUUACAGCCACCAAGUACUUCCUGUUCUUGUUCAACCUCCUGUUCUUUAUUUUUGGAGCGGUAAUCAUGGGCUUUGGACUAUGGGUCUUGCUGGAUAACCAGAGUUUCAUCACGGUUUUGCAGGAAUCCUCCACCACACUAAAAGUUGGCUCCUACAUCUUAAUUGGCAUUGGCUCACUCUCAAUGCUUAUGGGAUUUUUGGGCUGCAUCGGUGCCGUUUAUGAGAUCCGCUGUCUGCUUGGACUGUACUUUACCUGCCUCCUCCUCAUCCUCGUCGCCCAGGUGACAGCUGCUGUUCUCAUCUACUUCCAGCGAGACCUGCUGAAACAGGAGAUGUCCACUAUUGUAAACAAAAUUCUGGUGAACUACUCUGGCCAUAACAAAACAUCAGAGCAUGCCUGGGAUUACCUCCAAAGAACGAUGAAGUGCUGUGGUUGGACUGGACCAUCUAACUGGACAGAGAACACAUUGAUAAAGAACAGUUCGUCUCUGUAUCCCUGCUCAUGUAGAAAUGAAUCCAUCGGUGGUACAGAGAUUAAGGAAAAUGGCCUGUGUUCAUCUUUGGCCUCAGAUUGGCCUGUCUACACUCAGGGCUGUGUAUCCAAUGUGGAAGACUGGCUCCUAAGGAACUAUGGAGUUAUUCUAGGAGUCUGUGUUGGAAUAGCAGUGAUUGAGCUUUUAGGGAUGAUCCUGUCCAUGUGCCUUUGCAAGACCGUUCAACAGGAGGAUUACUCCAAAGUACCUAAAUACUGAGAGCAACCCCUCCACAGUGACUCACUCAUACACAUGAGAACACACCAGUGUUACAAUCACUCCACACCAGCAAAGCAACUGGAACAAACCAGAAAACAUUUCACCACCUGUUUAUGUGUGUGUAGUACCGUACUGUAAUUUACAGUAUACACACACACACCGUUACUUUAUUAUCUAUUAACCCUUUAAAAUAUUAAAAUAAAUAUGUCACCUUAAUUAUGAGAAAUGUUUCAUGGUGGCAAUAUAUGUUCAUUUUUUUCAAAGAAAAGAUAUUUAGAUCUUGUACAGUACUUUAAUGGUCUACAUGCAGGUAGCUUGACUGUGUUUUUAGAUUUCUAUGCUGUUGUGUUUAUUAGUUAUUACUUUGUGAGCACUUUAGUAAGUAGAGUUUGAUGCAUAUGGACAUUUUUAUUAAGUAAAGGUCAUCGGAAAAUCAACACUUUUUCACUUAUCUUUUAUUUGUAUGUUAACGGAAAUGACAGUUUUAUACUUUCAAGUUUAUGUUAAGUAUGUUUCAAUGAGGUUGGUUCUUUCUUGAUGAUGAUGAUGAUGAUGAUGGCUUUUCUGUGUAUAGACUAAAGCUCUGUCUCUUUAAAGGGUUUGGGUUGAUGUUAUUAGCAGGGGUUGGGUCACUCAGGGUGGAGUCAGGUGUGGCGAGGUUAAAGACGGCUGCGGUCAAGAAAUAAAAGGGCAGACCAGAAGACUGUACCGUGGUGUAGUGUUUCUUGUGGUUUACGUGUUUGUCGGCCUGCAUCUCUCUGUGGAUCAGGGUGCGUUUGUGGAUUUAGGUUGGGUCCAUAUCCCGCAAUUUCUUGUGAUGUGCUAGUGUGGGUACAACAGCUGUUAAAUUACUGUAUGGCUAUAACAGGCAGUAGAUGUAAAGCUCACUGAUUAUAAAUCCUGUUUUUUUUAACUUAACAUAAACCAAAGCUGGGCCCAUUAUUGUUGAUUCUUUAAAAAAAUAUUUUUAGGAUUUGAAUAUUUUAUGCCAAGCUUGAUGUAAACCUAAUUUUGUAAACCGUCAGUUGUUGUUCUCUGGCAUUUCUGAGGAAUAGUUUUGGCUGUAUUAUUAAUGCUGUAUCAAUAGUUUUAUUUCGAGGUUGAAGCAAAUAAGAGAUGUUGGCAACUGUCUGUAUGAGUAUGAAGAAACACUAGAAGUAAUUUGGUUAAAAGGGUUGUCUGUUUUAAAAAUAUGGUGGUCUUUACUGUCUUUAUAUAAUAGAAAGCAGAUGUUUUCAUUAGAAAAACAACAUACCAACAUUGGGAUAAAUGUGUAUUUUUGGAAAAUUGAAGGGUCUUUUGUAUUUUCAAUAUUUUCUAUUUAAAGCAACACUAUGUAGUUUCCAUGUAAAAAUUACUUACAGCUCCCCCAUGUGGUUGAAAAGCGCAACAGUGCCUGGUAUCAGACACUCUUCUGCAGACAGGGGGAGGGGCGGGGUUGUGUUUCCUACCCUCCACCGCCACUUUCAGAGUGUGCUUGUAGCAGCUAGGAGGCUGCUCAGGUUGCAGCAACAGUACAAUUUGUCCAGUUAAAAGUUGUUCUAUCAAUCACUGAAAUAAUUUUAGAGACAUUAUUUAAAGGUAAAAAACUACAUAGUGUUGCUUUAACAGAGAAGCCAUGUUCAUGUGGGUUUCAGUGGCUCCUCAAGUACUAUAACACAUGUCUAUGCAAUAGUUAUGCUUUUGAUUAAAUCGAACUUUCACAUUU